This is a messenger RNA of Alternaria atra, 312 nucleotides long. RefSeq lists its product as uncharacterized. The transcript is spliced from 3 exons. Gene Ontology annotation, biological process: nucleosome assembly. Gene Ontology annotation, cellular component: nucleosome. The coding region runs from base 1 to 312 and encodes 103 amino acids. Lineage: Eukaryota; Fungi; Ascomycota; Dothideomycetes; Pleosporales; Pleosporaceae. Gene Ontology annotation, molecular function: protein heterodimerization activity; structural constituent of chromatin; DNA binding. The record is from RefSeq and is a predicted model, not a curated record.
AUGACUGGACGCGGCAAAGGUGGCAAGGGUCUCGGAAAGGGUGGUGCCAAGCGCCACCGCAAGAUUCUCCGUGACAACAUCCAGGGUAUCACAAAGCCCGCUAUCCGUCGUCUCGCACGUCGUGGUGGUGUCAAGCGUAUCUCAGCCAUGAUCUACGAGGAGACCCGCGGUGUUCUCAAGACCUUCCUCGAGGGUGUCAUCCGUGACGCCGUCACAUACACUGAGCACGCCAAGCGCAAGACCGUCACCUCCCUCGACGUUGUCUACGCUCUCAAGCGUCAAGGACGUACUCUGUACGGUUUCGGUGGUUAA